Molecule: messenger RNA, 3168 nt
Organism: Saprolegnia parasitica CBS 223.65
Lineage: Eukaryota; Oomycota; Saprolegniomycetes; Saprolegniales; Saprolegniaceae
Exons: 9
Coding region: 1-3168 (1055 amino acids)
Source: RefSeq, a predicted model, not a curated record
AUGAGCCUCGACGCACUGCUUCAAGCAGCUCUUGCACCAAGUACCGAGCGGGAAGCGCUAUGGCGACUUUUGCUGGACCGGCUCAUCGAGGUCGACGGGUCGCAGCUACAGACAGUGGUGACGCACGUGAGUCGAGCGCUUCAGGACGCGACCUGCGCGCCCAUUCACUGUCUCGUCUACCAAGUCGUCAAAAAGCUCGGGUGCCGCGGUGAAGUCGAGCGCAAGCUGCUCAUCAAGGAGGACAUUCCAAAGCGCAUGCUCGUGGCCAUGGACGCUGCGAUGGACGACGCCAACGCGCUGGCCCUCGGCCUCCAAGCACUCUACCCCCUUGCAUUUGAUGCGCCCCACCGCACGUACCUUCUCAAUUGCGGCAGCUUGCCCGUCGCCCUUCGGGCGAUGCAAUUGCACAGCAGUCACUUUGCGACGACGACACACGGCAGCAAGUUUCUACAGCUCAUGGCCUUUGACGACGACUGCAAAACGAUGAUCGUCGACGCCUCCGGGCUACCGAUUGUGCUCGACGCGCUAUUGGCGUUUGCGUCGCACAGGGACCUCGCCGUGAGUGCGUCCGACUUGGCGUACUUUCUCGUCGCCGACCUCGAGCCUGGCAGUGCUCCGAUCCGCGGGCUCGAAGCGCGCAUCAUCGCUGCCUCGACGCGCAUCAUGGACCAGCAUCGCAAUGACGACCGUGUGCAGUCGCACGGUGUCGCGAUCUUGAACAGCUUGACCGAGCACGCCGACGCCCGACCGCUCUUGUGUACCUCCGAGGUACUUCUUGCGAUUGAAGACGCGCUCGGGGCCACGUACGACGCAACGGCCGACGCACUUGUCUUGCUCUACGAGCUGUGCCAAGAUGCCACGUGUCUUGCCAAGAUCGGUCGAUGUUUACGCCGACGCGACGAUGGACGGCCGUCGUUGCUCGAGAAGCUCGAAACGAUCCACGCGCUCGUAGAGACAAGGGCGAGCGAGGCCGUGACGCUUGACGAGCUCGCAACGACGUCUGUGGAGGUCGUGCCACCACCGACGGCCCGCGUGGCACCGCUGCCCAAGGCCAGUCUUGUGCUCGAAACAGGCGCGAAUGAGAUCUCGGACGCGCUCCUUUCGCCGUCGACAAAAUCGGUGGUCGAUGCUGACGUGCGAGCCCCGACGCUGGCGGCGAUCGCAGCAGGCGACGACGAUGUUCACGGAUGCGCGCCCAAAGACGAGCUGAACAGCAACUGUUUUCCAGCAUCCGCUUCGUCUGCACCGGAGAAGCGGAUGGAGCGCGCACCCAAAGAACUGGCGGACGAGCCGCCGGUCAAGAUACUGUACAGCCGUAGCACGCCCUCCGCCGCGCCACCCGACGUCAUCUCCAGCGUUAAAGCCACCAGUUUGGCUACGGCAGAGCCACCCAAGCCGAUACCAUUUCAAGCCACAACGCGAGACGACGACGCGUCGUGGGCGCAAUCACCGACGUCGGUCCUUGCGAUUGAGCAGCUCGAAGCGCAGUACCAGGAGGCGGCCGCCGAAGCGAUCGAGCGGGAGCGUACCAAGACGCGAAAACUCCUCUUCAACUACAAGCUCCUGCAGCGUCGGCUGGCCGAGCAGCAUAAGCUUCUGUGUGUCCACAACGAACGGUCGGUCGCCGACUCGGAGAUCCACGAAGCACUCUUGGCGCGCGUGACCCACCUCGAGACGGCGCUAGGCGAAGCACAGCGAACGUGCGAAGCCGAGCGUAGCGCCCGAUUAUCCCACGAGACUGAAGCGAUGAAGGCCCACGGCGCGCUUGCUGCCGCGCUGACGUCGCUCGAAGAGCAAAAGACACGCGUCUUCAAAGAAAAGAGGGUCGGCGAAAAGCAGUUUGUCGACGCCCAGCACGUCGCCCAGGCCUUAUCCGCUGAGAAAGAAGUGCUUCUCGAGAGCCUCAAGACGUCGCACGAGUGCCAGCGGGGUCUCGAAGCGCAGCUCGAAGCGCUUGCGGCCGAGAUGGCGCAGUCCAAGCGCGAAUCGCUCGAGAAUCUGUUCAUGCGGGAAGAAGACGUCGAGGUUCUAAUGCCGAGUACGUACUACGUGCAGGCGUCGCCAAUGUCCAAGCGGUCGACCAAGUACGCGCUGCAUGGCCUCGCGAGCCCGACGAUCGACGUCGUCAACGAGCCGGAACUCAAAGACAAGAAGGCCAUUGAAACUUUCCUAUUCCGCACGUACAAGUGCCUCGAAGCGUGCUCGGAAGGCCACGGCGUGCACUUUUCGAUCCUUCGACGCUACUUUGUCGACACGGGCCUCGUGACGCCACCGCUCCUUCUUGGCGACGUGGACAUGACGCUCAACAAGAUCCUCUCGGUGGCCCAAGACAACAAGCUCAAAGUCAAGCAGCGAAAAGACUAUGAGUUUGGCGCGUGCCCCGUGCGACCCAACUUUGGGAAGCUCCGGCACCGGUACUUUAGCCGGAGCCUCUUUUGCGAAGCCGUCACACUCGUGGGGGCAAAACGAUACCCGGACGUCGAGACGCCCGAGAUGCUCCGGCUCGUCAUUCUGCAUCACCUCAACCCGUUCUCCAAGAGCAUUGAAGCCAAGGGCGAUGUCCAGCUGCUCGUGAGCUGCUACGAUGCGUUUGGGUUCCUUAAAGUGCUUUUGGAUGCGCUUCACGGGCAAUGGAAGACGGAGAAGACACCCGACUCGCGCCCCGAAAGCCUCAGCCACGCCCAAAUCGUUGGCGCCAUGCUCGAGAUGGUUCCACUCCUCCAACGGGAGCAAAAGCCGCUCCGGAUCAUUUGCGAGUUCUACACGUCGGUCCACGACGUCUGCAAAGAUGAAGCCCUCGACAUGGGGUUAGAGAGCCUCGUGAGUUUUGCCGUGGAUUUUGAAAUCAUUCCGGCCUUUCUCGACCGGUUGGCGGUCAAACGACUCUACAAGGAGGUCCUUACCUACGUCAAGACGUUCCUUGCGCAUUACGCUGGGUUCCCGUGCCCGGUGGACAAGAAGAAAUACGUGGCAUUUUACAUGCUUCUCAUGCGCCUCGCCGUCGACAUCUUCAAGGACAAGCGCGACUACGAGAUGCCCGAGGCCCAAGUCACAGGGCUGCUUCAGUGGCUCGACAACUCGCGCGGCCGCGGCCGUAUCAUCCGCAAAGGCAGUGUGCACGCUGGUAUCAAGUUUUCACACAAGCUCUACACCGUGAAAGGCUCGUAG